AUGCGCUUAAGGAACUCAGGACCGACAACGACCUCCUUAUCGUGCCUGCGGCCAAGGGACUUCAACGGUCGUAUUGGACAGGACAGACUACAAUCAAAAUCCAAAAGCUCGUUGGAGGAUCGUCAGUCCUAUGUCCCAUGCGAAUCCAACUCCAUGAAAACGCUGACACGCGAGAGUAACGCGACGCUGUUGGCAUUGGAGAAUUCAGGUGCAAUAUCGCCAAUCGACCGACGCAUGACGAGAGCACAAGAAACGGCCCUAGCCCGAUUCUACGGUCUCCCAAAAGUGCACAAAGGGGGCACUACUCUCCGGUUUAUCGUAUCACUAAAGGGCACUCCAACCUACGGACUGCCAAAGUGGUUGAUCCAACGUCUCAAGUUCCUGACCUCCGAUUCAAACACCACAGUCAGCUCGUCAACGCAAUUCUUGGAGAAACCAAACGGAGUAAGUCUCCUGCCAAGCGAUAUCAUGGUUUCCUUUGAUGUCACGUCCCUUUUUACUUCUAUCCCGCAGGACCUGGCAGUCGAGACCAUCGAACUACUCCUAAGAGAGAAAUACGACGGAACGGAGAAUCGCCUCGGACACGCCCAAACAAUCCAGCUCCUGAAGUUCUGUCUCAAGACGUACUUUACGUUUGACGGAACAAUCUCCGAGCAAAUGAAAGAAACGUCAAUGGAUUCACACUUACUGCAGAGAAAAUGA
Spirometra erinaceieuropaei is the source of this 702-nucleotide messenger RNA. NCBI's taxonomy places the organism in Eukaryota, Metazoa, Platyhelminthes, Cestoda, Diphyllobothriidea, Diphyllobothriidae. The record is from the annotation of a GenBank genome assembly.